UAGCAUCCAAAGCUAGCGGACUGGUUGGGGGAACACACGGUGUGGAGGAAGGCGUCCUGCGCACUGUAGGCAGAGAUAUAUCAGCGACUUCAAAUAUCCCCAGCUAAUCCUUGAGCUAACCAUUAUCCCUCCAUGCUGUCCGAGGGAGGAAGAUAACAGUAAUAACCCUGCACUGCCACCUGAAUUAGCCACCGUGCGAGACUGAUAAGGGAAACUGCGUUUUGCGUGAGGAGUCAACCUUUCAAGCAGAAUCAGUUUUCUGUUUGGAAUAUUAGGAAUAUAGCUGCAACCUCGACCAACGUGACUUAUUGUUUGUGAGAAUGAGGUUACCGAGUAACAGACAUUGUGCGAUGGAAGGAGACGGAAAGAAGAUGGACCAAGCUCCUCCGUUCAGAAACCCUUUUGUGCACGUCUUGAAAUUCACCCCUCUGGAAAAGGCAAAGAUUGCAUUAAUGACAGUCACACUGUUCCCCAUCCGUCUACUCAUGGCUGCAUUCAUGAUGCUGCUGGCUUGGCCUUUUGCCUUCCUGGCCUCAGUCGGGCGCUCGGAGACCACCGUCGAACCCCAGUGCCUCUGGAGGAGACUGGUGGACAUAAUCCUGAAGACCAUCAUGCGGGUCAUGUGGUUUGCGGGCGGUUUCCAUUGGAUGACUGUGAAAGGGCGAAGGGCAUUGCCUGCAGAAGCACCCAUCCUCACCCUGGCACCCCACUCGUCUUACUUUGAUGCCAUCCCUGUCACAAUGACAAUGGCCUCAAUUGUCAUGAAGGCCGAGAGCAAGGAUAUACCUCUCUGGGGCACUUUGAUUAAGUACAUCAGGCCGGUGUUUGUAUCACGGUCAGACCAGGACUCCAGAAAGAAGACCGUGGAGGAGAUCAAACGCAGAGCCCACUCUGGAGGGGAAUGGCCUCAGAUAAUGAUUUUUCCAGAGGGAACAUGCACCAAUAGAUCCUGCCUAAUCACCUUUAAGCCAGGGGCCUUCAUCCCAGCUGUGCCAGUGCAGCCUGUUGUGAUUCGUUACCCAAAUAAACUGGACUCAAUUACAUGGACGUGGCAAGGGCCUGGAGCGUUUAAAAUCUUGUGGCUGACACUUUGCCAGUUACAUAACGAGUUUGUGGUCGAGUUCCUUCCCAUCUACACACCCUCAGAGGAGGAGAAAAAGAACCCUGCUCUCUUUGCUAUUAACGUGAGACGUGUCAUGGCUAAAGCCCUUGGGGUACCCAUCACAGACUAUUCAUUUGAAGACUGCCAGCUGGCCAUGGCAGAAGGCCAGCUGAGACUGCCAGUCGACACCUGUCUGCUGGAGUUUGCCAAGCUCGUCAGGAGACUGGGGCUGAAACCCAAGAACACAGAGAAGGUUCUGCAGGAGUACGGGAACAGAGCCAGGAAGCUGGAAGGUCAGAAGCUGGACUUGGACGACUUUGCUCAGUUCCUCGACGUGCCAGUUUCAGAGAUGCUGCGAGACAUGUUCGCUCUUUUUGACGAGCAUGAAGAUAACUGCAUGGAUAUCAGAGAAUACGUUAUAGCCUUAUCUGUCGUAUGCAGACCUGCCAAAACUCUGGAAACGAUGAAAUUGGCCUUCAAGAUGUUUGAGGCAGAGGAAGACGGUGCCAUCACAGAGAUGGAGUUGGCAGUUAUAUUGAAGACAGCUUUAGGAGUGACUCACCUCAGUGUGUCACGUCUGUUCACCGCCAUUGAUCCUGAAGACACCGGGAAGAUCACAUUUGAUAAGUUCAGAUGCUUCAUGGAGCAGCACCCAGACUUUGCUGAGGACUACUUGUACGCAGAAAACGCAGGUCUCCACAGCAGCCCCUGCCACGCUCACCAAACAAAGCCCAGCCUGUCUUCCCGGAACCUGCACGGCACUGCCACCACCAAAACAGCUAACGGUAUCUGCCCUGACUUCAGCCCCAAAGACCACGACGGCACAAUAGAUGGACUCUUCAAGAAACACAAUUAAAUAGGUUUAGAAAUGUAGUGGGAGAAAAGUAGCACCUCUCCUGGUGAGAGGGCGUUGUGUGGUAGGCAAAGGGUAGCUGUUCGUUAAUAACUUGUUUGGACAGUAAGGGACUACAUUUCAGUAACCACAACGACUACGAAAAUGAAGUUUACCUUACCCUUUUUUAUUAGUAUUGUGUCCAUGAAAAUUCUGAGGUUAUUUUCAGCCUGGUAAGUUUAUUUUGUUAUAAAUUCCUUUUUUUUUGGUUUCAUUUUUUUUUUCAUAGCAAGGAUCGUCAAAAUGCCAAAACAAUGGCUGCUUCAGAUACAAUGCUUGAAUACUUGAAGGGCAAGCACUUAUAAGAAUUCCUGGGGCAAUUUUUUCUUUUCUUUUUUUAUGUUUUGACUUUUCCCUCCAACAUAGUGCUAACUGUGCAUGUUUUUAACAUGAGGGAAGCAAGAGAAAACAAAAGCCCUGGACAGUGAAGUGAACUAAUCUUUAGUGAAAUCAGUGUUGGAUUCUCUUUUUAUUUUGUAACUUUUACCUGUUUCCUCUCUUUAAUGGUAGCUGCCUUUUUAACUGAAAGUGCAGAAUGCAUGGGCUCAUGUUAUUUUGAGCAGUAUUGAGGAUUAUUUAUCUAAAGAAGGGAGGCCUGAGGGGACCAGUGACAAUUGUGUGACUACAGUAGACACAUUUGAGGUGAACUCGGGUCUCUGUGAGUUGACGGUCAUAAUUGCUAUGAGCCUGUUACAUAUACAGUGAUAUAUUUGAUUUAGCUCAGGGUUCAGUGACAAAAAUGAAAAAUUUAACUCGUAUGAUGUCAUCAUUUUUGACGCUCACUGGGUGAUGUGCAUGUCUUGUUUUCUUACGACAUCAGUACUCUUCUGCCCAGUCAUUCCUCAUUCACAUUAACUUCACAGAUUUCUUUCAGGUUGGCAAAUUCAAGUGUCUUUUUUUAUUGUUGAAAUUACACAACGUGGACCAAAAAUGCAUUUGGUGAUUUAAUGUCACCUGUCAUGUUUGUACUGUCUGUUUUCAGUCAAUGGUGUAAUGGCUGUAAGGGGGGGGGGGGGUUCACAAUGUGUGGCCAGUGAAAGCACAUUCAAUUAGGUGGCUUUGUUUGGUACUCUAAAGGCGAGGUCAUACUACUUCCCUUUCUGUCUUACACUGCUACAUUUGUAUUCAUUCCUACCAUUUUCACAGCAUAUCCUCAGUCUGUCAGGUGUGAAACAAUCUAACAAUUAAGCAGUGGCCCCUUAGUCACCUGUUUUUAUCCACUAUUCCUCAUGUUUUAAAAAAAAAAAAAAAAAGACUCAAGCACCUUUGUGUCCAAACACAGUCGAGGGACCAGUCUGGGAUUGGUAGAGAUCCACCUGUGAUAUUUAUUCCUUGUUUAUAUUCUCAAAUAGUGGAAAUAUUCUCAUUGGCACACACACAUUUGUCACUGAAUGUGAUUAAGUUCUAUGGCAUCUACGGCCACACAGUGUGUCUAUAACAGGGUUCAGACAAGGUCCUGAAAGUUUAGAAAGUGCUUGAUUUUUACUUAUGUUUUCAAGGUUAGGAAUAGGCUUGAAUUGGAAUAUACUCCUUGAAAAAAAAGCUUACUUUUAAUAUAAUCUGGUGUUUAAUCUUAACAAUCACUCAUGUGAAACCCAAAAUCUUUUAUUUUUGUCUCUGUUGUCAUAGUGUGUGAACUAUAACUUGACUUUCAGGGAGUUCACAUUUUUGUGACGUUAAAGGCUUUGAGAAUCUGAAAAUCUUAGUUAUUUUGAAAGUGCUUGAAAAGUGCUUGAAUGUUACUCUUAAAAAGCUGUACGAACUCUGUUAUAAUCACAGGAUGGGUGGACCUUUGAUUUAUUGUUGCUACUUAAAGGAGCAGUGUGUAGGAUUAGGGGGGGCUCUAUUGGCAGAAACUGAAUAUAAUCAUGUUUUUAUUCGCUUAUAAUCAACUGAAAGUCAGACUUAUAUCUACAUACAGAGUGGGUCCUUUCCUGAGGAGCCCCUCAUGCUGCACAGCAUUGAUUCUACAGUAGCCCAGAACAAACAAGCCAAACACAGACUCUAGAGAGGGUCUUUUUGUUUUUGUGCCACUUUAGGUUCUCCUACAUGCUUGGAAAGGAUGGCAUUUAAUCCUACACACUGGUCCUUUAAAGCUUACACAUUUUAUCUCAAAUCGAGCAUAGAAGAGCUCUUUAUUAGCUUUUAGUGGUUUUUAAAUUAUUAAUAUUUUAGGUCACUUGUACCUUGAAUAAUACUGAUAUUAAGUUUAAAAGAAAAACUCAAAUUACAAUCAACUUCUGGAUGUAUUUGCAAAUAUUUCCCACAUAAUGCUUGUUUCAAUCAUUUGCCAACAAUUAAUUGGCUUUUUAUUUUUUUCUCUGACUGGGAAAAACGCAAAAUAACCUAAUACUAAUACUAAACAAACAUAAAAUAAAUAUUAGAUUAUGCUACAACUUCUCUGAAAAUGCUUUCAUCAUGUCAUUUUAUAGCACAACUCAUUGUUAAAGGGAAUACCUCUCAAGAGCAGAUGAAAUGAAACACAUAGAAUCUGUUUGUAGCCAGUUGUACUUGGGAUCAUUCACGGUUUGAUUCUGUUAGCUUUUUGUUUAUGGAUAUCACAAAAUUAUCUACAACUUAAUGUUUUUCUUAACUAUGAGUUCAUCGUGUUGGCGAGCCUCGCUUUUCCAUCACAUUCAUGACCAUUCAUACUGUACAUGUGUCCCCAUUAUGGCUUUCGGUGAAGCAAUAUUUCACAUCUCUUAAGCCUUCUCAAGAUGUAUGCUUUUGAAGAGUUCUGAUAUGUAUUUUGAAUAUUCCAAAUGCAGGACAUUUUGUGAAUUUUUGAUAUACGUAUAUGAAUGAUUUUUAUUUUCACUGCCAUGACAAAGAUCUGUGAUCUUCUCUCCUCUGCAGAUUGUAUCGAUGGUGAAAAAAUGAGCCACAUUUUUGUUUUCCUUUGUAUAAUACUGCAAUUGUUUUUUGUGCUGUAUUCCUCCUACACAGUGUAAAGUUUUAUUGUUGUUAUAUUAUUACUAUUAUCGCUGAGUUGACUGCUUAGAAACAAAAAUGCAGAUUUCUUAUGGAAACCGAUAGCCUUGAAUCUAUAGAAUUUUUAUGCUAAAAAAAAGAGAAUGUAUAGACAAUCUUGUCACAAUCAGAAGCUCCUCAAAGCGCUGAUCUCCAGUGGACAUUUUCCGAAGAAAUCAUGGUUUUCAAUUGUACACUUUUUAUCCUGUUUGAGCCCUCUCUCCAUUGACUUUUUAUGUUAAAGGCAUGCAGGUUGAAAUAAGCAAAGUGUGAGCGUGUCAGGCCUUGAGGUGAUGUCUGCCACCACAUGACGGGCCGCACAAACACUCCCGACUGUACGCACAUAUAAACUAACAUGUUAAAUCACAAUCUUUUAGUAUUCCCCCUUACUACUUUGUCCUUUUUAAAGUAUACAUAUUUGUGCUUGCACUUUAGAUUCUUUUCUUUAUUUUUUUAAAGAAAUAUCACAUCGCUGUAAAGCAUGUUAAGUUUGUAGGUCACGGUAUUGUAGCUCAUUUUUGUUAAUACGAAUAGUUUUUGCAUUCAUAUAUUUGCUGCAAUAAUGGGAGCACAGAGGAAAUUAGGGAUCACACAUUAAAGUAAGCUGUUCCUUGUCCCAUAUUUGUGUUUGUACUGUAAUAAGAGCUUGGUUAGUUUUAACAUCAUAUUACUUAUUUGCCUUGUCUCAGGAUUGUGGAAAUUUUGUAGCUCGGAACGACUUUGUUGAACGUGUAGGACUCGGCACCAACGUACUGAUUUGAAUGACUAAAAACUGCACCGUGGAAUGAUUAAGUAUUAAAUGUACUCCUAAGUGAUGUGAUUUUACAGCAGCAAGUUAUUUAUACAAUUUGUGCUGUAUGUAUAAGGGAAACCAUACUGUUUUUGUAUAUAGGUGGGAAAUCUGAUUGUGAAUUUCAACUGAAAAAGACCUGACCCAGAAUGAAAUGUAUCGAGCCACAGGAACCCCUCAUGCAGUUGUGUUUGUUUAUUUUAAACAGAAAUCUCCAUGUGAAGGUCUAAAGGAUGAUAUUAUAUUUCAUCAGCAAGUCAAAUAUGUACAUUUAUAUAUAAAUAUAUAUUCACAUUUAGAACAAUUUGGAAUUGGGGCUGUAUGAAAAUACCGGGUCCCCUUCUUUUCACACUUGUUUCACCUCCCCUUUAUUUCAAAUACCUCUGUAGAGGUGAAUCUCAUUUUUGUACUUGCUAUCAAUCUGAUAAAAUGUAAACCUGCGAGAGAUGAACUUGUAUUUAUGCUACUGCUGCCUGCUUACCACAGUUUGUCCAGCAGCGAGCCUAAGACGAAAGACUUGUGUACUCUUUCAGAGCGAUAGUGUCUUUCCGAUGGCUUCGUGUCUGCCGACCAAAAAACUGAACUGUUUUCUCUGUAGCUUUACUUCCUGUCUUUUUCUAUACUCAACAGGUUUUAUUUUAUUAAUGCAUUUUGAUGAUGAAGAGUCAUUACUGCAAGCUACUUUGAAUUUGUCUGUUCAGGACUGCUAUGAUAUAACUUGUUAAUGUGACUCUUGGAUUGAAUUAAAAAAUGAAAUGUUAACACACA
Messenger RNA from Centropristis striata (black sea bass), 6522 nucleotides. RefSeq names its product lysophosphatidylcholine acyltransferase 1. Gene Ontology annotation, molecular function: calcium ion binding. The transcript has 14 exons. The coding region runs from base 321 to 1958 and encodes 545 amino acids. NCBI's taxonomy places the organism in Eukaryota, Metazoa, Chordata, Actinopteri, Perciformes, Serranidae. The record is from RefSeq and is a predicted model, not a curated record.